AUGAACGACCUCCUCACUGUUCUCAUGAACUAUUUCAACACUGUUCUCAUGAAUGACCUCCUCACUGUUCUCAUGAACUAUUUCAUCACUGUUCUCAUGUAUGACCUCCUCACUGUUCUCAUGAACUAUUUCAUCACUGUUCUCAUGUAUGACCUCCUCACUGUUCUCAUGAACUAUUUCAUCAUUGUUUCAUGUAUGACCUCCUCACUGUUCUCAUGA
This is a messenger RNA of Trichomonas vaginalis G3, 219 nucleotides long. RefSeq lists its product as uncharacterized. The record is from RefSeq and is a predicted model, not a curated record. The transcript has a single exon. Lineage: Eukaryota; Parabasalia; Trichomonadida; Trichomonadidae. Bases 1 to 219 code for a protein of 72 amino acids.